AUGAUGCCACCACAGAACGAUGUGCCUUCUCUGGAUGAUAUCUGGGCAGCCAAUUGUCAAGUCUUGUUCUUCGUCAAUGUGCGUCGAACUAAUCCUGUCCAACCAGAUAAAUUAUGGCCCACUGCACGUGUUCGCUCUCUGUGGCCGGAGAAAUCGAAAGCUGCCGAUCUGGUCACCUAUUUAGAUAAACAUUACGGUGCGAACCUUGGACGGGCGAACAACCGAUUCUAUGUGCAUCAAGGUAUUCUCACUCCGGAUAAGGAUUACGUGCUUCGUCAUGUCGCCGGUUCUCUUCGUCAUCUGGCCAACAAGGCCGGAGCCGUAUUUCUCAACUGGUUACGGGAGGAGGAACGCCAAGCCGGUCCGCUUGGGGUCAAUAUCACACUGCUCGAUUUUGCUGUGACUGAUUUUCCGGACUACGUGUCCACGGUCCUGGAACUAAAUCAUAAAACAUGGCCCGGAAACGGGCAGUAA
Echinostoma caproni is the source of this 474-nucleotide messenger RNA. NCBI's taxonomy places the organism in Eukaryota, Metazoa, Platyhelminthes, Trematoda, Plagiorchiida, Echinostomatidae. The record is from the annotation of a GenBank genome assembly.